This is a messenger RNA of Elaeis guineensis (African oil palm), 441 nucleotides long. The record is from RefSeq and is a predicted model, not a curated record. NCBI's taxonomy places the organism in Eukaryota, Viridiplantae, Streptophyta, Magnoliopsida, Arecales, Arecaceae.
GUGUAGUCGAAAUAACCGAUCAAUUAAAGAGGGUGCCGGAGCCACGAGCGCGUCCCCAAAGGUCGCCCGGCUUCGACGCCAUGAUUCCAAUCCGUCGAAAACCCCAUCUGCUUCUUCUGAGAGAGAUCAAACCCUCGUUGGCCGGAAGAAACCCUUCUCUCGAUCGCCCUCUCCGAUCCCAUCUCCUCCUCUUCUUCUAUAGCUCGGAGACCCUCCAAGAUGCCGGUGACGAUCUCGCUCGGGAGAUCUUCGAUGUCCUCCGCCACACCGCCAACUGGAAGCCCACCAUGGCCGCCUCCGGGAUUCCCCGCCGGCUGACCCCGACGGCGGUUUUCGACGUCCUCCGCCGCAGCAAGGUGCUCGAUCCCAAACGCCUCCUGGAUUUCUUCUACUGGUCAGGAUCCCAAAUGGCUGCUCCUCAAAAUUUGAAUUCUUUCUCAA